GCGCGACUCCGACCAGGCGCACAUUAGCACGGACCAACGCCGAUUUAAUGUUACCCAGUUUCGGAACGCGUUUCCCUACAAGUGGUAUCGUCGUAGACAUAGGGCUCCCAAUUCAAUGCUUGUAUGAUUCCAGCUUCCUAAUUCUGGUUGCUCGGAGAAACUAGGGCUCUUGUUGCCGGGGUUUUUCCCGCCGACCAGGAGUAGCCGGGAACCGGAAAUGGUGAGGAGUGUGAAGAGUCACCUGGAGGAGGAAGAGGACGAGGAUGAGGAGCUCGGUCCGAGGACCGCGGACGGAUCUUCCCAGAAAGAUGGGAAGAGCAGUGAUCAGAAGGCGAACGCGCUUCGCUCGAAACAUUCGGAGACUGAACAGCGCAGGAGGAGCAAGAUUAACGAGAGAUUUCAGAUUUUAAGGGAGCUUAUACCUCAAAAUGAUCAAAAGAGAGAUAAAGCUUCUUUCUUGUUAGAGGUCAUACAGUACAUUCAGUUUUUACAGGAGAAGUUACAGCUUUAUGAGGGAUCAUAUCAAGGUUGGAAUCAGGAGCCCACAAAACUGAUGCCAUGGAGAAACACCUGUACGCCAGUAGAAAGUUUUAUUGAUCAAUCUCAAAUCAUGAGGAAUGGCUCUGGUCAGGAGGAUUCUAUUGUUGUAACUCCAUCCAUGCUCAAUAAUGCCCAGAACUCAGUGGAAUCUGAAUUCGGUGAGGCUGCUGCAUACAAGGCACUGGACCAUUCCACAAUGCCAGGAAACCAAACAAUGCAAACUAAUAUACCAUUACAGUCAAGUGUUCCUGGGGAUGUACCAACCCAUCCUCAUCAGGUAUCUAUAUCUGAUUCUGACCACUUGGCUUCCCAGUCCCAGUCCCAAUUUUGGCCGAAUAGGCAUUGUACGACCGAGACUGCUAUUCCAAGCUAUACUCUGAACGAGGAGGAGAUAAAAUUUGAAAGUGGUGAAGCUAGCAUUUCAAAUGCUUACUCUCAAGGGUUGUUGAAUUCCUUAACUCAAGCACUGCAAUCAUCUGGAGUGGAUAUGACACAGGCCAGCAUCUCAGUGCAACUUGAUGUUGGAAAAAGAACAAGUACUAGAGUGACUGAUACAGUGUCCAGUGUAAAGUGUCUUCAGAACCAGUAUCCUGGGAGCCAUACGAGUUCAGCUUAUGGGAUUGGGAGCAGUUCAGAGGAAUCUGAUCAAGCUCAUAAAAGACUCAGGAUGGAACAUAUCUAGCAUGGCAUAACAACUUCCUCCUGCUUUUUUUCUCUUGAGAUUUUUUCCUCUUAAGCUUUCUUUCCUCCUUUUAGAGAAUAGUGUGGGGGUCUCAUGCCUUGUGAUGAUCCAGAGGUAAUGUUAGUUGUACAUUUUUUAUGCUCCAGUGCUUAGGUUAGAUGCAAGAACUUUCUCGGAAGAAGUUGUUGCCUGUCAUCUUUUUUCACAAGAGGCUUCCAUACUAACACUUGGAAGCUGCUUUUUGUUCAAAUGGCAUCCCUUUUUCCCGAAGUCAGCUUUCCUGUGCUCCGUUUCCUUGCCUUGUCCUAUCCAUGUGAUGUAAGCAUUUGUAAAUUUCUACCGAGCACGAUGACUGCCGUUUCUACACCAGAAAUACCUCUUGUUAAUCAGAUUUCAAGAGUCACUUGGUACUA
Diospyros lotus (date-plum) is the source of this 1635-nucleotide messenger RNA. Its product is annotated as transcription factor BIM2-like. Gene Ontology annotation, molecular function: DNA-binding transcription factor activity; protein dimerization activity. Lineage: Eukaryota; Viridiplantae; Streptophyta; Magnoliopsida; Ericales; Ebenaceae. The transcript is spliced from 7 exons. The coding region runs from base 218 to 1222 and encodes 334 amino acids. Gene Ontology annotation, biological process: DNA-templated transcription. The record is from RefSeq and is a predicted model, not a curated record.